GAAAAAAACUUUAAUUUCAAAAUAAAAAAUGGCCACAAAAAUCAUCUUCAAUUCAAUCUUCUUCAAACACCCAAUUGUUCAUCCUCUGCAACAAGAGAGAGAAAGUAAAAAAAAAAUAAUUUUUUUUAAAUUAUAUAAAAAAAAUAGUGCAGAGAGAGAAAGUGGGUAUGCUUUUGAAUGAGGUUUAAGACAGUGUUUAGGUCUACCAACUGGUAGUUAGCUUCUUAAACCCCUUUGAAGCAAACAAAUAUAGUUAGAGAUAGAGAGAGAAAGUGUGUUACCAACAAACUAUAGCAACACCAACAACAUCAACAACUUCAAGCCUUCAAAGUUUGCACCUUUGGUUGUGGGUUUAACUCAAAACACAUUCUUGGUGAACUUUCUAGCAAAAUUUCUUACUCACACGUGCCAAUGGUGGAAUAUGAUUGAUGAAAAAAAAAAGUGAGAUAAGAUAAAAAAAAUCCCAUUUCUUUAAUAUUCAAAGAUAUAGAAGGUUGUAGUAUUACUUAACUAUUUUUUCUCUCUCUAUCUCUAUCUUUAUCUUAGCCACUCAUUAUUUUAUUUGAUUUGUAAAUUUUGAAACUUUUUUUUUUUUGUGAUAUAAUAGUUUGUUGGUUGUAACUUGUAAGUAUAUUAUUCUAAUUGGGUGUGUCAUUGUUUUGAUUGAAAAGGGUUUCUUGGGUGUUGAUUUAUGCAAAAUCUCUUGGGAUCAGUUUGUCUUUAGUGUAUAAGGUUUUCAUGCUUUUGUUCCCUUAUUAAGGCACAACAUCUUUUGAGGUUGAUUUACUGGUCCAAGAACUGAUCAUAUGACAUAUGAAGAUUUAUGCUGAUGUUCUACUGUUGGAAUUGUUCUUCUGUAUCAGUACAACUUUUUGAGAAAAAGUGAGAAAUCAAAUGGCCACUUAUUACCCAACUUCAAGUGCUCAACUUGAUGUCCUGUCAUCUCCUUAUGUUAGGGACCAAAAAUUUACAUCAUACUCUGGCUCACCUCUUCUCCAUGGCAACAUGAUGAUGUACCUUACAUCGAAUUCUUCACCUGGGUCUUUCUCAGAGAUUUCUCCAGGUUCUUCAAUGAAUCCCCAAAAUGGUGUUGAGAUUCCUUCAUCCAUUAAUGGCAGAAAUGAGAUGAUGUUCAUUCCACCUACAGGUGAUUCAAUGUGUAUGCAAUCCAUGGGUGGGCCCCUUAACUCAGGACCGGGUGAAAACAUCGGUGGUUCUGUGCCGGGGGAGCUUCAAUUGACCUCUAGGAGUCAAAUGAAUAUGGUGGAUGGUGAGCAGAAUCUGCAAGGGUUAUCGCUUAGCUUAAGCACACAGAUGUCAACUGCGGUUUCUUCAUCGCCGUUUCAGUACCAAUACUCCAAUCCUGGACUCUCCUCUGUCCUAAGUCCUCAUCUUCCAUUAUCUGCUGAGAAUAAUGUUAGGUCAAUGUCUUGUAAAAUUGAUGAGGCUUCCCCAAACAAGGAUAUGAGGAAUACUGAAUAUUUUGGAUAUGAAAUGCAAGGAGAGGGACAUAAUAGUAAUACUAUUAGAUUUGGGGCACUGAACAAUCCACAAUACUCAAUGAACCCAAAAGCAAUGAAUUGUAAUUCAUAUCAGUAUGAGCAGGCUGGAAUGGCUGCUACUACACUUGUGAAGUCUAAGUACUUAAAGGCAACACAACUGUUGUUGGAUGAAGUAGUUAAUGUUCGGGAAGCUCUUAAGCGAUCUGAUUCUGGAAAAGAUCAAAACCCGAGUAAGGUGGAUGGAGGUUCCAAGGAGUCUAAAGGCGGAUCACAAACUGCCUCAGAAGCUAAUGAGUCUGGCUCUGCACCGGAAAUAUCUCCUGCAGAGAGACAAGAACUGCAGAACAAGUUGGAUAAGCUUCAUUCCAUGUUGGACGAGGUAGACAGAAGAUACAAACAAUAUUGUCAGCAAAUGCAAAUCCUGGUGUCAUCUUUUGAUGUGGUAGCCGGGGUUGGGGCAGCUAAACCUUACACAGCACUGGCCCUUAAAACAAUUUCUCGUCAUUUCCGAUGCUUACGUGAUGCCAUAGCCAGCCAGAUUCAAGCAACCCGGAAAAGCCUUGGGGAGCAAGACAAUGGUCUUGGAGGAGUGAUUCCUCGUCUUCGCUAUGUAGAUCAACAACUCAGACAACAGAGAGCACUUCAGCAAUUUGGUAUGAUGCGCCACGCUUGGAGGCCUCAGAGAGGACUUCCUGAAAAUGCUGUUACUAUUCUUCGUGCUUGGCUUUUCGAGCACUUUCUUCAUCCAUACCCAAAGGAUUCAGAGAAGAUUAUGCUGGCUAGACAGACAGGAUUGACUAGAAGUCAGGUUGCAAACUGGUUUAUCAAUGCACGUGUACGUCUUUGGAAGCCAAUGGUGGAGGAAAUGUACAAAGAAGAAUUUGGAGAAGCAGAUCUGCUAAACUCAAGAUCUUCACCGGAAAACACACCCAAAUUGACAAGGGAGAAAUCUUGGGGAUCCGAAGAUAGGAGAGAAGAAAUGCAGGAAAGCUCCACAUCCAUAGCCUAUGAUGCUCAUGAUUCAAAGAUCAAUGUGAGCCAAAGUGGUGUCCCUCUUGGAAACAACAAUGACAACCAUGGUUUUUUUAGUAAUAAUGGGACUCUUUCCUCUCCUGAUCCAAAUGGUGGAGGACAUGGGCAUGGGCAUGGACAUGGACAUGGACAUCCACAUCAUCUCAUGGUUAAUCCUGGUGCAUACCAAAUGUCUGAGUUGGGAAACUUUAGUGUAGACAAUCAAGUGUCUCUUGCCUUAGGAUUGCGGCAUCGUGAAGGCGAUGUUACAUUCCGAGGUAACACAACUACAGAAGCUAGUAUGGCAGUCGCCAAUUCGGAGUAUAAUCCUUACCUUGAGCAAGUAAACCAGCAACAUAGGUUUGGUAACCCAUCACACAUUCUUAAUGAUUUUGUAGCCUGAAUAAAAAUGAUAGUCCUUUCUAUGCAUAAUACUCUUUAUAUGAAUAAACUGGGGUUAGACCAUAUACUAAACCUUAGAAAUAGCAACAAUACCUGCAUUUUUCUUUAUCUCCUGCUGUUUCUUAUGAAGCUGUCUGUGCAAUUGUGAAAUUCAAGCAGGCUGCAGUAGUGGGAAAUCAGGCAUGGAGUUAUGUAAAUUUUCAUUUGGAUAUAUCAUAUAUAUAUUGUUGUAGAUUUUUCCCAGAUGUAAUAUGUAAUAUAGAUACUGGGUUGAAGAGAUAGCAUAUAUUUGUACAAGAUAGGAUUAUUCUUCAUGUAA
Messenger RNA from Beta vulgaris subsp. vulgaris (sugar beet), 3234 nucleotides. Its product is annotated as BEL1-like homeodomain protein 3. Gene Ontology annotation, biological process: regulation of transcription by RNA polymerase II. The transcript has 5 exons. Bases 895 to 2916 code for a protein of 673 amino acids. Lineage: Eukaryota; Viridiplantae; Streptophyta; Magnoliopsida; Caryophyllales; Amaranthaceae. Gene Ontology annotation, molecular function: RNA polymerase II cis-regulatory region sequence-specific DNA binding; DNA-binding transcription factor activity, RNA polymerase II-specific. The record is from RefSeq and is a predicted model, not a curated record.